CUGUACAGAUGUUUCAAGCAUUAGCCAUGGAUCGCCUUGAACGUUUGAAUGCUUUUCCCAGUGCUACACCUUGGACCUAUUUUCGUGCUUUUCUAUGCUUCUCCUGGUUUUUUCCUUGGACAUGCUCUGGAGCGGCAAACAAAAAAAUCUCCCACUAAAUCAAUAGAACUAAACAUUAGAAACCCUUUGCCAAAAAGCAGAAACCCUUUCUUUAGGAAACUUUCAUACCCUACAGACUCGUCUGCCAGACAUCUCUGCGAUUCAUACUCCUUCGUUGCGCGCCUUCAUCUCCACUCUCUCGUCGUGGCCAUCGGCUGCGUGGGCUAAAGGUCUGAUUCUUUGAGAGCAAUUAUGGAUAAAAGGGGUAGAAAAGAAAUAAACAAGAAGCUGCCUAAAUUGAUAGCGCCUGGAAUGUUGAGCCAACUUCGCACAAACAAACAGAACUUUGAACAACAUUGAGCCCCAAUCAUCGUUAUGUGUUCCAGAGGUUCUAAACCACACAAAUUAUUUAAAGAAAAGUCACUGUAAUAAUGCGAUUUCACACACUCUUCAUUGUGUGGGAGCUACAACAUUUGAAGGAGACAUCUCGUCCCACACUCUAGUUAUGCACUUUCAAGGAAGGGAACUAAUAGAAUAUGAUUUCAAUGAGGACAGCUCUUUCUUGGAUAUCUUGAACUUAUGCAAAAAGUAUGUUGAUAUCUAUUCUGUUGGUAUCAAAGUAACUGAUGGAGAUGGCAUACCUGUGAAAUGUGAUAAGGAUGUUAUGGCUUUAUUGGAUAAAAAUGAAGGUGUUCCAUGCAUAGAUUUAUAUUUGGAAAAGGAUAGAAAAGCCAAACCUUUAGGUUUUAAGAUGCCAGAAGACAUCCCUGGAUCAGGUGAUGCUGAGUAUCCGAAAGUAAGAAACGUCAAAAUACUUGGUGAUUUAAAGGCAAAUAAGAAAGUGAAAGUGUG
Molecule: messenger RNA, 951 nt
Organism: Cuscuta epithymum
Lineage: Eukaryota; Viridiplantae; Streptophyta; Magnoliopsida; Solanales; Convolvulaceae
Source: the annotation of a GenBank genome assembly